Molecule: messenger RNA, 1004 nt
Organism: Arabidopsis thaliana (thale cress)
Lineage: Eukaryota; Viridiplantae; Streptophyta; Magnoliopsida; Brassicales; Brassicaceae
Exons: 2
Coding region: 113-808 (231 amino acids)
Source: RefSeq, marked reviewed
AAAAAAUAAGCAAACACAUGGCCAAGUUACAGCUUUAAAUUAGUUACAGCGUUGCAUUAAACAUCUCACAAUUACAAUCUCUCCCAAUUUCCUGAAAAAGCUUCAACCAACAAUGGAUUUAGUUAAUGUUCAUUCCAAUGACCAACCAAUUCUCAUCAACAAAGACAUGUUCACCAACAAUCAACUAUCCGAACCAGUCAAAGAUCAAAACCUCCAUGGUUUAGCCGAAAUAUUGACUCUUCAGAGAUGUGGAGGUACAGAGGAAAUUACCAGACCGGGUCAAGACCAAGACUAUAAGAGUCAGGAGCAGACUUGCUCCGUGUUCUGUGAGAUCGAGGUGAUAGGAGAGAGGUCGGAAGAGACCACAGGAGACAGUUGGUUAAUAUCGUUAAGAGACAAGCUCGAUCAAGCACAUAGAGACGACGACACAACGAUCUGGGGAGAGCUCUGCAUGGAGACGUUGACCGAAGUUGACCAACCAAAACUCAUGAACGGGCAAGAAAAAUCAUUGGACAUACUUGACGAUAAGGGCAAAUUGCACUGUCUGGAUGUAUUUCGUCAGAGUCUGCUCCAGUCUAAUCCUACACCGAAUCAAAGAUCUAGACUAAUGAGGUUGACUAAGAAUACGUAUGUGGUGGACAAGCGAUUGCAACAACUGGUAAAUUGCGUGACAGAGCUAAGAGGAGCUGGUGUAAAGUUCAGGAGAAGGAAUACUGACCGGUUUUGGGAUAUUCAAUUCAAAAAUGGUUAUCUAGAAAUACCCAAACUACUAAUCCAUGAUGGUGGAAUGUUUUUAAGAGAAUCUUGAUAUACAAGUACCAGGUGAACCUUAAUAAUCCGUGGGCAUAUUUUUCAUUUUUUGCUGCAGUUGCUCUGCUACUUCUCACAUUAUGUGAGAGUUUCUUUUCUAUUUAUGCUUAUUAUAAGCCAAACCCUUAAUUUUGUUUUUUGUUUUGUUAUAUAGUUUUUACUAAUAUGGAAUGUUAAGUUUUUCUGUUUUUUUU